This is a messenger RNA of Cicer arietinum (chickpea), 2740 nucleotides long. The record is from RefSeq and is a predicted model, not a curated record. NCBI's taxonomy places the organism in Eukaryota, Viridiplantae, Streptophyta, Magnoliopsida, Fabales, Fabaceae.
UUUAUUUAUUCCUAACCUAUUCGCCCUCCUCCCUCCCACGGUUGUCCACAAUUUUACAGAGUCCAAAGCACCUCCGUCUCCGUCAUCAUCACCACCGCUUCACCGAACUAUCCCUUCGUCUCACCGUUCAUUCCUCCGCCGCUUCCGAUAGUAUAUGCACCAAUAGUGCUGGAGUCGUAACAAAGACACUGUUAAAUAGACUAUUACAAACCCUCUCUCUCGAUCACUCACUUUCUUCUUCCUCUUUCAACUCAGAAAGAAACACCUCAUAACAAUAUUUUCCACUCCGCACAAUAUUUUGUGUAAGAUCCAUUGUACAAGAUUUGACAAGGUAGUUGUAAUGGUGGGAGGCGGUAGAAUCAAGCUGAAGACAUGGCAGCAGGCGGCCGUGGCAUUGGGUUCGGCAGUUGGGGCGCUUUUAGAUCCUCGAAGAGCUGAUUUGAUAGCUGCUCUUGGUGAAACAACUGGAAAGCCUGCUUUUGAAAGAGUUCUUCAAAGGAUGAAAACUUCCCCUGAAGGGAGGGCAGUACUGUUGGAGCGCCCUCGUGUUAUAUUUGCAAAUGUAGGACAUGCUUGGGACCUGCCAGAAAAUACAUUUGGUGCCGCCUAUGCUAGAUUUAUGGGAUCCAGGAACUUUUCGCCAGAUGAUCGACCUCCUGUGAGGUUCAUGGAUACAGAUGAGCUGGCCUAUGUUGCCAUGCGAGCUCGUGAAGUCCAUGAUUUCUGGCAUACUCUUUUUGACCUUCCUACUAACUUGAUUGGGGAGUCGGCACUGAAGGUAAUUGAGUUUCGACAGAUGUAUCUUCCUAUGUGCAUGAUGUCUGUCAUAGGGGGCACAACAAGAUUCAGCGAAAAACAGAGAAAAUUGUUUUAUCAGCACUACUUUCCCUGGGCUGUUCGUGCUGGCACGCAGUGCACUGAUCUCAUGUGUGUAUAUUAUGAGCAGCAUUUUCAUGAAGAUUUGGAAGAUGUUCGCAGAAAACUGGGAAUUGUUCCGGUUCCUCCUGUUCCUUGACUAAAUGCUUUUGAAGCUGAUGAGUUGUAUUGUUAAUUUUCUGGGUAAUAGUCGUAUGGUAGAAUAAUUCAAUCAAUUUUUUUCUUAAUAAUAUCCAGUGUAACAGUUGUCUCUGAUAUUUAGUCAGUGAGAUUUGUAUAGGUUGGAUUUUAUCAAUGACUUGUAUAUCAUGAUCAAUUAAAUAUACUUUCAAACACAAGUUAAGUUUUAUAAUCCUUCUUUGCUAUAGUGUUCAACCAAUAUAAUUGUAACCAAUGAAUUUUCUAUAUGACCGGCUAAUGAGAGGAUGGGUAAUUUUGUUUGGAUGUCCAUAGGAAGAUAUAUAAUCCAAAGAAAUGUAUAUGAUGCACAAAUACACAAAUGGCCUCCGAAUUACCCUCGGUCCAUCUCUUUUUUGGAGCGGCAAUUCGGAGACCAUUUGUGUAUCUGUGCAUCAUAUACAUUUCUUUGGAUACGCGUAUGCCUCUUUGUUACUUCACGUACUCCCAGUCCUCCCUGAGAUACAUGUAUGCCUCACUCUUCUUAAUUGUGAAUGGUUUCAUGUCGUUGGAUAAAGACAAUGGUCACAAUGACAGUUUUCUUAAGAAAGACCACCACGAUAAGAGUUCUCCGUUGAAGGUAAUUAUCAUGUCUGCAAGUCUUGAUGCCUGCACUUUUUCUGAGUACUUUGGUGGUGCUAAAGCUGUUCACAUCCAAGGGAGACAGUUCCCGGUAGAUAUAUUUUAUACUCGCCAUGCAGAAACAGACUAUCUAGAUGCUGCCUUGAUAACGAUUUUCCAGGUUCAUUUAGGGGAGGCCCCGGUGAUAUAUUAGUAUUUCUUAAUGGGCAAGAAGAUAUUGAAGCUGUUGAAAGGCUUAUCAAUGAGCGUCUUACAAAGAUACCUGAAGGAAGUCGGAAGCUUCUAGUUGUGCCUAUAUUUGCAGCUCUUCCAUCUGAGCAGCAAAUGCAAGCCUUUGCACCAGCUCCAUCUGAAUUACGCAAGGUUUUUAUUCAUUCUCUUGAAGCACUCUGUUUCAUCUGAUCAUGUUAAUUUGAAGUAAUUGCUGGUUCCUGGUUGCCUCAUUUAGGGUCUCAGCGUGUUUAGAAGAUAUGAUCAUGCUUUGAUAUUGCUUAUUCCUUGAUAUGCAAGUUUCAUCAUCGGAAGUUCUCUUGGACACAUAUGACUUGUAUAAUGAUCAUCUUUUGUUAAACCUGGUAUCAGAAUUAGAGAGAAAGAUACGAAAAAUGAAAAUUUCAAAAGAAUGGUUCUUGAAUUGAUAACAAUAUACACCCCUGGCCAGUAUAUGCUGUGGUGGAUACAGCACCCUUGUUCAAGUACCUGCAAAAACAGUGUCUGCUAGGACCAUAGUAUUUUCCACACUUGAGGCUCACCUAUUUAAUUUGAGCUUAUAACAAUAACACCAAUCAAGCCUGUAGUGUGAGCUUAUGUGUAUUUUAAGUAACUCUAAUAUUUUUAUCAUAUCAGGUAAUCACUCGUCUUAGAUUGUAAUCACUCGUCACCUAUUUAAUUCCUGGACUUGUAAAAGCACGUUCCUAUGACCCUGGGAAUGGCAUGGAAUCUUUGAUUGUAGUACCUACAUCCAAGUCCCAGGCUUUGCAAAGAAGGUAUGGUGCUGGAUUAUGUUUCAGUCUGUUUGGUGUUUGAUGUUCAAUUGUUGCUGCAAUUAUUGGUUGAGUUAAUUUAGUUAAUGUAAUGAAAAUGAAGUAAGUUUGGUUCAGUUUAA